Molecule: messenger RNA, 7347 nt
Organism: Python bivittatus (Burmese python)
Lineage: Eukaryota; Metazoa; Chordata; Lepidosauria; Squamata; Pythonidae
Gene: ADAMTS14
Product: ADAM metallopeptidase with thrombospondin type 1 motif 14
Biological process (GO): proteolysis; extracellular matrix organization
Cellular component (GO): extracellular matrix
Molecular function (GO): metalloendopeptidase activity
Source: RefSeq, a predicted model, not a curated record
UUUGCGUUGCAUGGAGGGGACGCAUCCCGGCUCGGGGCCGGGCUCAGUGUGCUGCCGGGGGGACCCGCGGGCGGACCGGCUUCUGCUCCCUCGGCUCUUCUGCUGAGAGUCCCGCCAUCUCGGCGGGAGGCAAAGAAAGGAGGGAGGAAAGAGGCGCAGCGAGCUCCCUGCACGUCCCGGAGCAGCGCGUCGGAAGGAGCAACUUCCCCCGGCCCGCUUUCUCGCCUCGCCGGGCUCUGGAACGGCCGGAGAGCUCGUCGCGAGCCUCCCCGGAUGGAUUCUCUUCUUUUUUGUGCGAUGAUGCUCUCUUGCUUGGUGCCUCAGCGGUGCGGGCUCGCCUCCGGCAGGGAAGCCAGAGUCCAAGAGUUGCUCCUGUCUGGAAAGCUAAGUGAAUAUGAUGUGAUUGUGCCCUUCAGUGCAGAUCACCAGGGACGGUUCCUAUCACACGUGGUGUCUGAUUCACUGGCCCCUCCGCAUCACUCAGGUCGACACAGGAUGGUUCGCAGCAUCCCUGUGAAACAAGGCAUGUCUGGGAAUCACUUGUACUUCUUCAACGUUACUGUUUUGGGGAAGGAACUGCAUCUUCGCUUGAAGCCCAACCACAGGCUGGUGUCUCCUGGUGCUCUGGCUGAGUGGCAGGAAGAUUUCCAAGAAGUCUUUCAGGAACCCUUGAAGCAGGAAUGCAUUUUCACAGGAGGCAUUACAGGCAUGCCAGAUGCCACGGUGGCUAUUAGCAAUUGUGAUGGAUUGGCUGGUCUCAUUCGAACAGACAAUGGCGAAUUUUUCAUUGAGCCUCUGGAGAGAGGGCAGUGGGAGAAAGAAAAAGAUGGGAGAGCUCACGUGGUUUACCGCAGGUCUGCUAUCAAACAAGAGAGAACAGAAGCAUUCAAAGACUAUCAUAAUGAAGAUUUCAUCUUGGGUCAGCUCCCUCAAACUCUGAAUCUGAUUGAAGAUCAGAUUGGUGAAGCAGAUCGGAAGAGGCGACAUGCAAAGAAGGAUGACUACAAUAUAGAGGUCCUGUUGGCCGUGGAUGAUUCGGUUGUACGGUUCCAUGGGAAGGAGCAUGUCCAGAAUUAUGUUCUCACCCUUAUGAACAUAGUAAAUGAAAUUUACCAUGAUGAAUCACUGGGGGUCCACAUAAACAUUGUCCUUGUUAGAAUGAUCAUGGUGGGAUACAGACAGUCCAUCACUUUAAUAGAACGAGGGAACCCAUCUCGAAGCUUGGAGCAAGUAUGUCGCUGGGCUCAUUCUCAACAGCGUCCAGAUUCUGCGCAUGCCGAAUACCAUGAUCAUGCUGUAUUCCUCACCAGGCAAGAUUUUGGUCCCGCAGGUAUGCAAGGUUAUGCUCCUGUCACUGGCAUGUGCCACCCUCUGCGUAGCUGCACUCUUAACCAUGAAGAUGGAUUUUCUUCAGCCUUUGUAGUUGCUCAUGAGACUGGACAUGUGUUAGGUAUGGAACAUGAUGGCCAAGGUAACCAAUGUGCUGAUGAGACUGGCAUGGGUAGUAUCAUGGCACCACUGGUGCAAGCUGCAUUUCACCGUUAUCACUGGUCCCGAUGUAGUAAACAGGAGUUGAACCGUUAUAUACAUUCUUAUGACUGCCUCUUAGAUGAUCCUUUUAUGCAGGACUGGCCGAAACUGCCGGAGCUGCCAGGAGUUGAUUACUCUAUGGAUGAGCAAUGCCGCUUUGACUUUGGUGUGGGAUACAAAACAUGCACAGCUUUCAGAACUUUUGACCCUUGCAAACAGCUGUGGUGCAGCCAUCCAGACAACCCUUAUUUCUGUAAAACAAAGAAAGGACCACCCUUGGAUGGAACGGAGUGUGCAUUGGGCCAGUGGUGUUUCAAGGGUCACUGCAUCUGGAAGACUUCAGAACAACCUUACAGCCAGGAUGGCAGCUGGAGUUCCUGGUCCAAAUUUGGUUCCUGCUCCAGGACUUGUGGGGGUGGGGUGCGUUCCCGCAGCAGGAACUGCAACAAGCCACCCCCAGCUUAUGGUGGCCGUCAGUGUCCAGGUGCUAUGUAUGAAUAUCAGGUCUGCAAUACAGAAGAAUGCCAAGGUUCCUAUGAGGAUUUUCGUGCUCAGCAGUGUUCCAAGCGGAACUCUUAUUACACCCAUGAAAACUCCAAACACACUUGGCUUCCCUACGAACAUCCUGAGGAUGCCCAGAAGUGUGAACUGAUUUGCCAGUCUGAGGAAACUGGGGAUGUGGUAUUUAUGAAUCAGGUUGUUCACGAUGGUACCAGGUGCACCUAUAGAGACCCAUACAGUAUCUGUGUAAGGGGUGAAUGUGUGCAUGUUGGCUGUGACAAAGAAAUUGGCUCUCUGAAGGAGGAUGACAAGUGUGGUGUUUGUGGGGGUGACAAUUCCCACUGUCGGACAGUGAAGGGAACUUUGGUCAGAAUCCCCAAACAGUCAGUGGGUGCUCUGAAAAUGUUUGAGAUUCCAGUAGGUGCCCGGCAUGUUCAGAUUGAAGAGAUGGAACCUGCAUCCCAUACGAUUGCUGUUAAGAACCAGGCCUCUGGUGACUUCAUUAUCAAUCCCAGCGUCAAAAGUGUCAAGAGCCAAACCUUCCUAAAGGUGGGUCUGGAAUGGGAAUACGCCACUGAGAAUGGCAAGGAAAGUUUGAAGACUAGUGGUCCCCUUCAUGAAGCUAUCAAUGUUCUGGUCAUCCCACAAGAUGAUAAUUCCAAAAGCAGCUUGAUGUAUAGGUACAUCAUUCAUGAAGAUCUCCUCCCUGUCAUUGGAAACAAUAAUGUCCUUCUCGAAGAAAUGGAUAUCUAUCAGUGGGCUCUUAAGGGCUGGUCUCAGUGCUCAAAAGCUUGUGGAGGAGGAAUACAGUACACCAAGUAUGGAUGCCGGAGGAAGAACGAUAACCGAAUGGUACACCGGAACUUCUGUGUCAAUGGAAAGAAAGCAAAGUCAAUCCGCAGAAGGUGUAAUGUGCAAGAGUGCUCUCAACCAAUAUGGGGGGUUGAGCAGUGGGGUGCUUGCAGCAAGUCCUGUGGCAAGCUGGGGGUCCAAAUCAGAGUGGUGCAGUGCCUACAACAGCUACAGAAUGGCACAAAUCGGACAGUGCAUUCAAAGUACUGUGUAGGAGAGAAACCAGAUUCUCGACGCCCAUGCAGCCGCACCCCAUGUCCUGCCCAAUGGAGGACGGGGGCCUGGUCCCAGUGCUCAGUCAGCUGUGGAGAAGGCGUUCAACAACGCCAAGUGGUCUGCAAGUCCAGUGACAAUGGUACUGGUCAGUGUGACAAUGAGAAGCCAGAGGCUUUCCAAGUUUGCCAACUGGACGCAUGCCCAGGAAACCCACCCAAUGUCACAGCGAAUGCAAACACGAGCAAUCACGUGACUCCUCAGGUCCAGUGGGUUUCACAGGAGAGCGUCAAAAAUCCUGUCAGCAAGGUAUCGUCAAAGGAGCCUUGCCUUGGGGACAAGUCCGUAUUCUGCCAAAUGGAAGUUCUGGCCCGGUACUGCUCCAUUCCGGGCUACAACAAACUGUGCUGUGAAUCCUGCAGCAAAAAAGUUGCCACCACUCGGCCUCCUAGCAUUGAUCACAGAGCCCCUGAGACUGAAGUUCAGGAGGGGGCUGUCCUUCCCAGCCCUUUGCCACCACUGCUUUCCUACCCCACUGUUGUGAGUCAUCUGCAAAGGAUGAAGGCCACCACUUCAAAGGAGACGGUCCAUCCCUUGCUCACCACACUUGCCAGUUUAACAGCCCACAGCACCUGCCGGGUGACUACUCCUUGGCACUGUCCUGCCAACAGCACCACAAGAGCUAGAAGAUCAGGUCUCCUGUCUUCUCUUCGCCGGGUGAAUGCUGGGUGGAUUCCUGAGGAUCUCCAGAUUAAUUCAACAUUCCAGCAGUUCCCUGUGGUGUUGGACAAAAUUUUAGCUGCAUCACAGAGAGAAAGCAAAUCCUCUCAUGUCUCUUCAGGUGUAGCAGAACAGGAAAGGGACAAUGGGGUGUCGGAACAGCCAGCUGCCAUUCUUAGGACCUCCUCCCUGACAUUGACAUGAGCAUGGCUUCCCUUUGCUAGAACUUCAUCUCUCUCUUUUUCUCUCUCCACAGAUUCUGUGGGGCACAGACAAGACGUUUCUUGGUUCCUUCCUAAAGCUGAAGGAAUACCAAUUCAGAGUAAUAGCCCAUUCAUUUAUAAAAGCAACAACAAUUUUGCUGUUUUGUAGCACUUUUCUAAAGGCUUAAAAAGCAAAGCAAGAAGCAAAUAGGUAUAGUUACAGUGCCAUUUUGUUACAAAUGAGAAACCAAGAGUAAUUGAAUACCCAGCGCCUAUAAGUUAUUUCAGAGCAUUAUCUUCAGUAAGCAGGUCUUUUCUUUAAAGGUGCUAAUAAGAGAUUUUUUUUAAGUAACAAGAGAACAAAAGCAACCCAGGGAUCUUGUUUUCUUCCUCCUUGGUUUCUGCCCAUUUCUGCUGCUAUUCCUGUCAUCUGAGUUUCUAAAAUGGGCUAUUUAUUACACAGCUUUAGCCUGAGUGGAACAUGAACUGGCUGUUUUAGGCAAUGUAAGGGAGACCUCCCAUGGAGGGGAGAAAUGAAGAAAAGUAGUUUAAAUAACAGGAAAGAUGUGUAUGCACAAUUUGGAUAAGUAGACUCCUGAAUUAGCAACAUAGAAUCCAAGCUGAUUAUUUGGAGUCCUGGGGAGAGUCAGGCCUUAAUUGGAAACCAAGCAGGGAGAAUGUGUGAACAUAAUGAUUGCCUGGUUGGAUCAGAUCAAAUGUCCACAUGUUCUAACCAGAAAUGUUAUCUAGUUGGUCCAGUUUAUGAAAACUGAUUUUUUUUUUUAAGGUGGGGCACCUCUGUGCUCAAUGUUUUGUGGGACAUGCUGGGUAGCACAUUUAGAAGGGCAAAAGGGUGGUGGAUUGAGAUAGUUAAGGGUGCCAGAAGCAUCAGGGACUAGGAAUGAGGCAGGACACUGCCCUCCCUGCCUGGAGAUCCAAGCCACAGAAGAGGCAACACUCUAUUGUAGGAUGCUAUCUCUGAGCACUUACUGGCUUUGCCUCCUGGUGUUUGGCUUGUCCCACCCCUUACCUGCUCAGGAAGUGGUUGUUGUCUAAUUCAGACAACAUUUCUGAUUCCAGCACUUUGUCUAAAGCAGCCCUCAGCUAGAGAACCACGAGCAUUGGGUUUCAUAUAAAGGAGCAAGGACCAUAACAUGCAACGAACUGUCUUUGCUUCUGAAAUAAUGUUACAGGAACAAAAAGGUUGUACGUAGGGUCCUUUUUUAUUUUAAAAUGAUUUGGCUUCUUUUGUCUUUCACAAGUAUACUUCAUUUCAUUUCAUUUGAAAGUAUUACUUUACAUUGGCAAAGUGCUGUUUUGGACUCUGCUGGAGGUGGAAAGUGAGAAGCUCCAAUCUUCCUAUUUUUAGUAUGAUAUGUCCAUCAAGACAUUCAACAUACAUUAGAUAAUUGAUUGCAGGUCUGUUUAAAAACUGCUCAGGGUGACAUAUAACCAGGAACUUACUGGUAGCUUUGAACAUGACUUCAUUAUGUUGAAGAACAUAAGAGCCAUGUGCUGUAAGAUUAUUGUCUAUGGGGAAUGAUAUAUGAGGAAGCUUUCAACCUGUCUAGUGUAUUUUAAUCGUAAAGCCCUUUCGCUAAAUCAUGCCUGUCUUAAUACCCCAGUCCAUCCCUUAUAUGCCCUUAAGACUCUUGAUUUUCAGGGGAUGUGGUUGUUUUAGAUUUUACAGCAAGCUCCUUACAUUUUCCUUCAAAUAUAUUUGCAUCAUGAAUGCAAGCUGAUGGUCCUCCAUUACCUGUCCUUUCUCAUCCCUUUUAAAAUGGCACGAGCAUAAAUCUCAGGGAUCAGGACAAUGUUUGUGUAGGGUCCAAUAACUACAAUUAACUCCUCAAUUCCUACAUCUUUGUGAGAUGAUUUGGAUAUUGCUUUGAAAAGACUUCCAAUUUAGACGACUGCAGCAUAAGAUGGUGGGAAGGAUUCCACGUUUCUCUUUUUGCAAAAAAUACGUAACAGAACUCUGGAAAGUCUAUAAUCAUUUGCAUUCAGAAUGGGAAACUUAUCAUUUGUCUUCACUGAAACUUUAGGAAGGAUAAAAAUUACACUUCUCACUUUAGAGGCUGUUUUGAAAGUCUGCUGUUGUGAGAAACUGAUACUGAUUAUGCAGAAUUGUGGGAAAGGAAGUAGAGAGAAGAUUGGCAUAAUUUUAUUUGGUUUAAAUGAUACAGGAAAUCCCUUGAUAGCAGAGGUCAGAAGCAUUCAUAUAUUCUCAAGGCCAGCAGACAUAGAUUUGGGUGGCUAGUAUUUCAUUCAAUAUGUGAACAUUGGCUUCCCUUAAUCUCAUGUGCAGCUGUCCUCUGUGUUCAAUCUCCUUUUCUCACCUUUCUUUCCUCUCUAUUUGCCUUACCCCCCCCACCCCCAUUCUUCCUUUGGCCCCUGUUAUCCCUGACGUCCUUUGAAAAUUCUGUCUUCCAGCUCUGUUGUAGACUUGCCACAUGCUGCAAUCUUAGCUUCAUGCCACUGCCGCCGCCGCCGCCUCCUCCUCCUCCUCCUCCUCUCCCCAGGCCUUAUCUAAUCCUUCUUUUCAUCAGAACAGCUUAGUCAACAGCAAGCAGAAAAGUCAAGAUGAGAUCAGUUAGGUCACUGUUAGUAAGAGAUCCUUAUUCUUAUCCCACCCCUCUUGAAUCAGGAAUGCUGUGAUAAGAGCUUUCAUCCUAGGCCUAAUCAAGUUCCUUUAUUAUAAUAUAAAUACUUAUCCAAAUUUUUAAGACCAUUUUAAAAUGUGCCAGUAAAUCUUGCUUUCUGGAUUCAGUUCAGGCCAAACUGAGUUUGUACUAUGGGUGCUAAUGCCACUGAAGUAAGUGGGACUGGUGCAAUGAAUGCAAUUCAAAUUUAAUCAAUAAAUUGUGAAUCUAUAGAGGAAGCUGCCUGCAAUAGCUAUGGUUUUUCUUUUUUCCUAGCAAUUUCCACCUGUUUUGUUCACCAUUUACAGCAGAAUCACCAGCUUCAAAAGAGACUACCUAGAUCUUUGCAGGCCUUCUGUUCUGGACUUGAAUCUCUCCAAAACAGGUCCCCAAAGAAUGUGGCGUACUAUGUUUCACUGAAGCCAUAUGCAUGUUUACUCUCCCACAUUCUAGAAAUAACUCUUUUUAGGAUCUAAGAAGAAAAAGUGCCUUUGGGGCUAAAUGCAUAGUAGCCAUCCAUGUAGAUUUAUAAACGCAGGUUCUGUAUACAGGGCUAGGCAGUGCAGUGUGAGCGUCAGUGAGCACUGUAAAAACGAGAGUGCAUUUGGUUUGAUCAAUGGCCCCACAGUUCUCUUUCCAUUCUCAAUGGCUUGGGACUGGUCAGUUGCUCAAUAAGAAUACUGGAA